UUUGUUGCAGUCAACAAAUAAAAUACACUAACCUGUAAAUUUGUCGGGCAGCAAAAGCACAGAGCCCGAAGUCUUAGAUACCUCUUAUCUUUAUCAUCUGUUAAGUAAUGGCAUUUUGUAUGAGAAACUUUACACGUUGGCUUGCCACCAAAAAUAAUUUAAACCGAACAAUUCCAAGAGCAGAGCACGUACCCAUUAUUUCAUAAAAUCUGGACACGGUACUCCCACAUUCUCAAAUCCGCCAAAAGAACAUAAAAAACAAAAUCAUAGUGGAGGAAGAAACAUGACAUGAAAGACCAGAAUGAAAUUAGUUGCUGCUCUCCCCGUUUAUUGCUAGUCCCGAAGUCUAUAAGCGCCGAAUACAAAUUAUUCGAAUAGUACAGCUUCCCAUUUCGAUGGCAAAAGCAAAUUCAAACUGUCUGGUUUUUGUUCUGAAUGGAGAGAGAAGAGAAGUAGAUCUGUCUCAAAUCAACCCAUCAACUAGUCUGCUCUCUUAUCUUCGUUGUCAUACUGAUUACAAAGGAGCUAAACUUGGCUGUGGAGAAGGUGGGUGUGGGGCUUGUGUGGUGUUCUUAUCAAAAUACAAUGCUGAUUCACAGAAGAUAUAUGGAUUUUCAAUAUCUUCUUGCUUGACACUGUUGGGUUCUAUAGCUGGUUGUUCCAUCAUAACUUCUGAAGGCCUUGGGAAUUGCAGGGACGAUUAUCAUGCUAUCCACAAAAGGAUUGCAGGUUUUCAUGCAUCACAGUGUGGGUACUGCACUCCAGGAUGGUGCAUGUCUCUUUAUGGUGCUCUUCAUCAGGCCGAAGCUAAAGGAGCACAUGAACUUAGACAGGGGUUUUCAAACCUUUCAGUUUUGGAAGCAGAAAAAUCUAUUGCAGGCAAUUUGUGCAGGUGUACUGGCUACAGACCCAUUGCUGAUGUGUGUAAGAGUUUUGCAGCAGAGGUUGAUUUGGAAGACUUGGGUCUCAACUCCUUUUGGAAAAAGAAAGAAAUCCCGGACCUAAAUAAACUUCCUAAAUAUGAUCGAGCUGCAGUGCAAACAAAUCCCAAAUUCUGUAGCCAAAAGUGUGAAGAAUCUGGAACUCCCACAUUGAAUUUCGCUUAUAAGGAUGAGUUUGAUGGAGAACAACGCGUUUGGAUUAGACCAUCCAACUUGGAGGAGACUUUGGGAACUUUGAAAGAAACUGCCAAGGAAAAUGUUGAACUUAAGCUGGUUGUAGGUAAUACUAGUGCUGGGAUCUACAAAAAUGUAAGACCUAAAGUUUUUGUUGAUAUCAGUAAUAUCCCAGAGCUACAGAUUAUUAAAAGACAUGAAUUUGGGAUUGAAAUUGGAGCAGCUGUAACCAUUUCCAAUCUUAUUGAAGUCCUGGAGGAUGCAAAUGAUGUUUUGGAUCCUGGGAAACUAGUUUAUCCUAGAAAUUUAAUCUUUGAGAUCAUUGGCAAUCACCUAAAAAAGGUGGCCUCUGGAUUUAUUAGAAAUACAGCUAGCAUUGGUGGUAAUUUAAUUAUGGCCAAGAAAUUGUCAUUUGAUUCAGAUCUUGCAACCAUUCUCCUUGGAGCUAGUGCAACAGUCAAAAUUAUUUCAAUUGAGAAAAUAGAAUCUGUAUUAACCAUGGAAGAAUUCCUUGACAAACCUUGUCUUGAUUCAGGGGCACUGUUGCUAUCAGUACGCAUUCCAUACUGGAAUAAAGUUAAUAAUCGAGUUGAAGAUAGUGACAUCAAUGGUAGUUUUGAAUGUUACGAAAAUCUAUUCAAAACAUAUAGGGCGGCCCCUCGUCCGCUUGGUAAUGCAGUGUCAUAUGUUAAUGCUGCUUUCUUGGCUCAAAUCUCACUCAAUAAACCUCAAGGACAUCUGAUUGCAAAGAGUCUUCGGCUUGCUUUUGGUGCAUUUGGUGUGAAGCAUGCAAUAAGAGCUAAAAGCAUAGAAGAAUUCCUCAUCGAUAAAGUUAUAUCUUCAUCUAUUCUUCUCGAGGCAAUAGAAAUGCUUAAAGCACAUAUCAUUCCUGUGGAAGGCACCUCAAAAUCUGCUUACAGGCAAAGUGUGGCUGUUGGUUUCCUUUUUGACUUCUUUUGUCCUUUUGUAAAUAAUAUGGUUCCUCCUUGCAUUAUUGAUCCUCGAGAAGUGAGCAAUAGCCAGAGUGGGAUUACUCCCAACACUAUGAAUUGGUCUUGUAAACCGAAAAGUCUUACAAGUGGUAAACAAACUAUGGAGUUUCAUCUAGAGUAUCAUCCAGUGGGUCAGCCUUCUUCAAAAGUAGCUGCCGAGCUUCAGGCAUCAGGGGAAGUUGUAUAUGUAGAUGACAUACCUUCUCCAAAAAAUUGCUUAUAUGGGGCAUACGUAUACAGCGAAAAGGCUUUAGCAUUGAUUAAAAAGGUUGAUGUAAAACAUGUGUUGGAAUCUCCAAGUGUUGUUUCCUAUAUAUCUUCAAGUGAUAUUCCUAAACAAGGAAGAAACAUAGGAGCUGAGGCACUUUUUGGUGGAGAAACUCUACUUGCUGAAGAUACAGUAGAGUGCAUUGGUCAACCGAUAGGACUUAUGGUUGCAAAUACUUGGCAUGAUGCCAAAAGGGCAGCUGAUAAAGUGACUGUAGACUAUGAUUGUGAGACAUUAGGUCCUCCAAUUCUAUCUGUGGAAGAUGCCAGAGAAAAAGAAAGUUUCUUUCCAGUUCCAGAAUGGUUUGCUCCAAAACCCAUAGGAGAUUUUGCAGAAGGAAUGUCAGAAGCAGAUCAUAAUAUCGAAUCUGCAGAGGUCAAAAUUGGCUCUCAGUAUUUCUUUUAUUUAGAAAACCAGACUGCAUUAGCUGUUCCAGAUGAAGAUGAGUGCAUGGUAGUGUACAGCUCAUGCCAGAAUCCUUGUAUUUUACAAACAAGUAUUGCAAAGUGUCUAGGAAUUCCUAUUAAUAAUGUGCGCGUUAUAACAAGAAGAGUAGGUGGUGGAUUUGGUGGAAAAGCCUUCAGAUCUGUACCUGUUGCAGUAACAUGUGCAUUGGCUGCAUACAAGCUGAAGCGUCCUGUCAGAAUGUACCUUGAUCGUACAACAGACAUGAUCACAACUGGUGGACGGCAUCCCAUUAAAGCAAACUAUACUGUUGGUUUUAAAAGUGAUGGAAAAAUUACGGCUUUGCAUGUGGAUUUAUUCAUUGAUGCAGGCUUUUCACCAGAUAUAAGCCCUGCCCUGCCUUAUAAUAUAAUUUCAGCAAUGAAGAAAUACAACUGGGGAGCUCUUUCAUUUGACUAUAAAGUAUGUAAAACAAAUCUACCCAGCAAAUCUGCAAUGAGAGGACCUGGAGAUGCACAGGGAUCUUUCAUUGCAGAAAACAUUAUUGAACAUGUUGCCUCAAUUCUUGGUUUGGAUUCAAUUGUUGUGAGGGAAAAGAACCUACACACAUUUGAGAGUGCUGUGUUCUUCUAUGGAUCUUAUGUUGAGAGUCCUAUUGGCUAUACAUUGCCAUCCAUAUGGGAGAAACUGAAACAAUCUGCAUCUAUGAAUGAGAGAAUGAAGAAUAUAAGAGAUUUUAAUGCUGCUAACAGAUGGUUUAAGAGAGGAUUAUCCAUGGUGCCAUGCUUUUUCUUAGCAAUGCUUACUCCUAGACCAGCAAGAGUAACCAUUUUUGGAGAUGGUUCUAUUGCUGUAGAAGUAGGAGGAGUUGAGUUAGGUCAGGGAAUUUGGACAAAGGUAAAGCAGAUGACAACAUAUGCUCUCGGUCAGUUAUGGCCAGGUUUAAGUGAAGAUAUCAUGUCAAAAGUUCGAAUUGUUCAGACAGACAGUAUCAGCUUAGCUCAUGGAGGAAUUACUUCUGGAAGCACUACAUCUGAGGGAAGCUGUGAAGCAGUUCGUCAUGCUUGUAACAUAUUAGUUGAGAGACUUCACCCAAUUGAGACUUACUUGAAGAAAAGUAGUCCAAAUGGUUUCUGUUGGAAAGAUUUGAUUUUCCAGGCUCAAAUGCAAUCAGUGGAUCUUUCUGCACAAAUUUACUGGGUUCCUAAUUCAAAUUCUUCAAAAUAUCUCAAUUUUGGUGCAGCAGCAAGUGAGGUUGAGGUUGACCUUCUUUCGGGAGCAACUACAAUACUUCAAACAGAUAUCAUUUAUGACUGUGGAAGAAGCCUGAAUCCUGCUGUUGACCUUGGACAGAUUGAAGGUGCUUUUGUACAAGGAGUUGGGUUCUUCAUGACAGAGGAAUAUGUUGUUGACAAGAACGGAAAGCUUGUAUCUGAUGGAACAUGGACAUACAAAAUUCCAACAAUCGACACAAUACCUCGAAAGUUUAAUGUUGAGCUACUAAACAGUCCUGUGCAUGAAAAACGCAUUCUCUCCUCAAAAGCUUCUGGUGAACCACCUUUACUUCUAGCUGCAUCUGUUCAUUGUGCAAUAAGAGAAGCUAUAAAGGCGGCACGCAAGGAGCUUCCAACUGAUAACAACACACACUUCAGAAUGGAUUCCCCUGCCACUAUGGAUGUCAUAAAGUCUCUCUGUGGCCUCAAUAAUGUAGAAUGCUAUUUAAAGAGCUUGAGUGCUUCUACUAAUCAAUGAGAUGAUAAUUAUGAAGUCAAGAGCCUGUUCAGGCAUGAUUAUGUAAAUAUACAUCAUAGAGAUGGGAAAUAUUGAAAAAAUUGUUGGUGUAACAUAUUGAAAUGGCACAAUCUUCAUAAUAAAUGCAAGUUCAUCAGUGAUUAUAAUUUUACUGUCUAAGACAUAACGACACUAUUUGUAUCAAUCCUCAUUGAAAGAGUGAAGGAAAUCAUAUACUACAUAUGAAUGACGAAAGUAGGUAUCCGGACACAUUGGAUAUUAAAUUUCCUUACUGUGAAAAGAGGUUAAUAUAUUGAUAACAGUUUGGGGCUACAAAAAUGCAGCCAACUUGAAGCAGCAAGGCCGUAUUCCAGUACUUCACAUAUGGAUUCUAAAAGGAGAUGCUCGCUCUCAAACUACUUUUACGUGCAGUUAAACAGCUAUAAUGGCUGCCAAUCUCCAUGACAUGUAUUAAAGGACUAUACAGAUAAAAUCUCAAUGUGGAAAACAACUUGCAUCACACACACAAUGCAACACAAGUAAACUUCAGGGUCACCAUCAUAUGGAGAGAAAACCCGAAGAAAAGUGAGUUUGCUCUUCCAUCACCAAUCCACGAUUAUAUGUGUUUUACAAUACUUUCAUGUGGUCUUACAAUACAUUCAUAGACUGCCUUGAAAUGUACAUGCCAUUUAGCUCCCCGCUGUUGUGGAGAAUGACGGGCUAAUAAUUCAGCAAUCCCAAUGGCUCAGCAUGCAACCUCUGCCAAAAUAGAAUAACUGUAGCAUCUACCCUACACUUGUAGUGGCAUUCCUCUCUGCUAUCAGCAACCUCUCUACGCCAAACAUAGUCUCAGCUCUGCAGUCAGCUAAGAUGGACAUGGCUAUUUGAUGUAUCCAAUUCAAAACUUGAUUGUAUUACUAGAAACUUUUCAUCCGCAAUUUGUUGUAUCCAAUCCAAAAUUUGAUUUUAGUACAAGGAACCUUUUUGUUAUCAAAAUCAAUCAUACCUGUGUCAUUGAAGUCAUAGAAAUGUCACUUUCGAUUGAAUUG
This is a messenger RNA of Cryptomeria japonica (Japanese cedar), 5560 nucleotides long. Its product is annotated as indole-3-acetaldehyde oxidase. Lineage: Eukaryota; Viridiplantae; Streptophyta; Pinopsida; Cupressales; Cupressaceae. The record is from RefSeq and is a predicted model, not a curated record. The transcript has 10 exons. The coding region runs from base 396 to 4532 and encodes 1378 amino acids. Gene Ontology annotation, molecular function: oxidoreductase activity; FAD binding; 2 iron, 2 sulfur cluster binding.